AAGUGUCAGCUGUUGUCAAGAGUCACAGAUACUUGUUAAUGGUGGUUGUAUAGCCAGUUCAUCCAGUCAAUGUAAAGACGUGUGCUUGUACAAUAGAGCCCAAGGCAUAUCUGCAGCCCUUACGAACACAAAAAGUAACUGCCAGGAAUCAGGAUACCGAGCUCUCUCUACAAACAAGACUAUGUACGAACAGCGAGUGAGCAAUGAUUGGAUACGGAGACCCUGUCCGACAAACACUGUUUUUUCUGAAGCUGAAUGUACCUGCGUCAGAGACAAUCGCACCAUUGUAGAUUCAGCUGGAUCGCCCUGUUCGACUUUUGCAUAUAUUCCGUUCAGAACUGACACUCUGGACAAGUCUGGUAAUGAACGAAAUACGAUGGCAGUCGGCGUUGAAAUUAUGUUUCCCGGCUCGAAAGGAUAUGCUUACUUCUCCCCUCCUUCACACAUGGUCAUCUGGUCAACCUCGAAUAUGGACUUUGGUCAUUACAUAAAAAUCACCUUCCGUUUUCGGCAUGAUUCCUCAAACGGGUCUGUAGGACAUUACACAAUAAUGGGAAACUGUUUCCCCGGAGACAGAAGAGGACCAAGCUUAUAUAUCGGCAGUCUCGUCGGGUAUAACAAAUCCAUUGUUGCCAGUUUGGACACCAGUGUGGACGUCAACGUAACAGACCUCUCGGUUAAGUAUGAUGAAGGAUGGCAAGACGUGACUGUCAUAUAUGAUGGAAAUACAUUCAGUCUCACUGUUGGCAAUAGGACAGAGAGCAUUUCAAGGCAUGGCUAUAUUACUAGGCGGCAGACUGCACUCACUAUCGCUCGACCUUCUCGGCCACAGGAUCGGUACCUAAAAGCAUGCCUGAAAGAGUUGAGAAUAUCAACCUGCUGAACUGACUCAAAACAAAGACGUGUUUUCCUGACCCGGUGAACCUCGGUACUGUAGCAGGGAUAUACGAUUUAGGUCAGGGUAAUAUUACAUAUGGUCUAUAAAAUAUGUUUUGCAUACACGAGACUGUUCAUUAUGACCCUUACUGGCUAUGUGUACCACGAUUUUAUA
Haliotis rubra (blacklip abalone) is the source of this 1051-nucleotide messenger RNA. Its product is annotated as asparagine-rich protein-like. The transcript has 6 exons. NCBI's taxonomy places the organism in Eukaryota, Metazoa, Mollusca, Gastropoda, Lepetellida, Haliotidae. The coding region runs from base 182 to 883 and encodes 233 amino acids. The record is from RefSeq and is a predicted model, not a curated record.